Molecule: messenger RNA, 690 nt
Organism: Aplosporella prunicola CBS 121167
Lineage: Eukaryota; Fungi; Ascomycota; Dothideomycetes; Botryosphaeriales; Aplosporellaceae
Exons: 2
Coding region: 1-690 (229 amino acids)
Biological process (GO): transcription by RNA polymerase II
Cellular component (GO): nucleus
Molecular function (GO): transcription coactivator activity
Source: RefSeq, a predicted model, not a curated record
AUGGCGAAAGGCGGCAAGGGCGGCGGAGGCGGCGAAAACUCCAAGAAGGCGGCCGGCCAGGCCCGCAAGGCUGACGCUGCGGCGGCAAAGCAGGCCGCGGCGGACAAGGUGAAGUCGGCGCAGGAGGAUGUCGAGUGGUCCAAGGGCUCCAAGAGCAACGCCAAGGCUGAGGCCGCGGCGCAGAAGCAGGCAGAAGCAGCACGCAAGAAGGCCGAGAAAGACGCGCUGAUGAAGGAAGAAGAGGCGGCGCUGCCAUCCAAGGGCCCCUCGAAGACGAAGACAGCGCAGAAGAAGGGCGGACGCGCCGGGGGCGGGCUGGACGACGCGCUGGGGUCGUUCGACGCGCCCGCGAACAAGAAGGCGGCCGCGCUCAGCGCGUCGGGCAUCGACAACGCGCUGGACGCGCUCUCGCUGACGUCGGGCGCCAACAACGACAAGAUCGACCGCCACCCGGAGCGCCGCUUCAAGGCCGCCUACGCUGCGUACGAGGAGCGCCGCCUCGAGGAGAUGAAGGACGAGAAGGGCUUGCGCCGCCAGCAGAAGGUCGACCAGAUCAGGAAGGAGUUCGAAAAGCACCCCGACAACCCCUUCAACCAGGUCGCGGGCAAGUACAACUCGACGCGCGAGGAGCUGGCCGAGAUCCGCGAGGGCGAGAAGAAGAAGGUCGAGAACCGCUUGGCGCAGCCGUGA